AUGUGUGGCCCGAACAAUCGGAUGACUGCGGUCAUGUUGAACGAUGUCAAGUCGACUGAGCGCGUGGGAAAUGAAGUGACGCAAAGACAAAAAAAUGGGAAUGGACGAAAGAAGAAAAGGUCGGAGAAGUGGAAACCUGGUUGCUAUGCCGGCCGGAUUGAUAGCCUCUGCACCCCCUUCACCAUCCGUCGAGUAUCUUCUGCUUUGUUCUUCCUUUCGCCGCUUACCAAUUCACCAAUUCGCCCUCUGAUCGCGUCGACACUGACUUUGCCGACGGUGUGA
Molecule: messenger RNA, 282 nt
Organism: Protopolystoma xenopodis
Lineage: Eukaryota; Metazoa; Platyhelminthes; Monogenea; Polystomatidea; Polystomatidae
Source: the annotation of a GenBank genome assembly